Astrephomene gubernaculifera is the source of this 4583-nucleotide messenger RNA. NCBI's taxonomy places the organism in Eukaryota, Viridiplantae, Chlorophyta, Chlorophyceae, Chlamydomonadales, Astrephomenaceae. The record is from the annotation of a GenBank genome assembly.
CGAAGGUAUACAGAGGGCCAUCGUGUGCGUAUCACAACUUCUGUAAGGCAACACCUAAAGCUGUGCGCAUAGUAGAGAGCAGGAAGCGCCUUGGAAGCGUUUUCGCUGCACUUUCUCCACGUGUUUUCCCUGAACGGAACUAAACGUAUCUCUGUCGCCUCGCCGUCGCUAGUAGCGCUCCGGGCGUCACCAGAAGGAGGGGAACUAGAAAGACGCACAAGAGCAUCUUUGUUCUGUUGCAAACCUUUUCCACCGCAGUUCCAAGGCGCAUUGAGCCAACCAUGCAAGCUGUGAAGAGCGCGUGCCGUGUUUCCUCGGUUGCGGCUGCUGGAAGGACGACUGUCUUGACGUCCCAUUGUAUCCCAUGGAGCACAACCUCGUUGCGUUUACCCGCAUCCUCGGCGCGCCGGGCCAUGAGCGGCAACGGCAGAACUUCAGCUGCUUCCAAUCCAGUCAAUUAUCAGUCCGGUAUGUACUACUCAAGUCAGCCUGCUCCGCAGCAGCCACCGCCUAGCAACGCCGACCAAGCCCUCCCCGCGACACCUCCGCCACCUCCCCAGCAGCAAUACACGUCCGGCAACUACCCACAGCCGCCGCUGCAGCAGGAGCAGUACCUAUCAGGCUACUCAGCGCCGCCACCGGCGGCCCCGCCCGCGUACCCCGCUGCCCCCGCCCCCGCUGCCGCCGCCCCCGCUGAGCCAGUCCGGCUGGAGCGGGUCAACCCCGGGCGCCGCUUCAUCAACUCGGUCACCCUGAUCGGGCGCGUGUCCAGCACGGUGGACAAGAAAGCACGCUCCUUCCGCGCCGUUAUGUCGGUGCCCUUCGCGACCAAGCAAGGCCACCAGAACUUCCUGCUGGAGGGGUGGGACGCGGAGGCGGCGCUGCUGGAGGGCGCGAUGGGAGCCGAGGUGCUGGUGGAGGGGCGGCUGGCAGCGGACAAGGAGACGGGGGCGGCCAAGGUAGUGAUCUACCGCGUCAAGCUGGUGGACGAGAGCUUGCCUCCCACCGAGCCAGCAGGAGGCCGCUCCGGCGCCGCAUCGCGAGCAGCCGCCGGGGGCGAGCGAGCCGGCUCCUCCGCCCCCGCCUCCCCCCGAGGCCCUGCUGUGGACCCGCGCGAGGUGUACCGGGUGCACUACGAGACCAGGACGCAGACGCUGCAGGCGCUGUCCGACUACUUCAAGCGGCAGCCGCGGACCCUCCGCGAGACGCUGCUGGCGCACGCCUUCGAGACCACCAGCCCGCUGCGCUUCCGGCCGCUCGCAGAGGAGGCGGGGCUAGGAGGUCCCAGCUCCCUGACCCUGGGCGACUUCAUGGCCCUGGUGGCGGACUACCGGCGCGACGCGGCGGCGCUGCAGGCGGGCGCGCAGCCGGGCGCCGCCCCCCCGCCGCUGCCCACCACCAAGAACGGCAUGCUGCGGGUGCGGCCCAUCCGAGACUGGGCGCUGGGCAAGCCGGAAGACGACCCCAACCACUUCAUCGUCAAGACCUUCGAGGCCCAGGCCGGUCUGGAGAAGCUGUACGAGGUGCUGCAGCUGUCGGUGGUGGCGGACGCCACGCAGGGCACAUGGAGCUACGAGGUGGAGUUCGGGGGGCAGCAGUGAGCGCGGGUGGGGGGGCUGGAUGGUGGCUGGCUGGGGUGUGGGGAGGGUGGCGGCCUUGAGCGGGUGCGGAAUUGAGGGGGCUCUGAAAGGCGCAUCUCAGUUGCUAUGAGGAUAUGGCACCUUGGAUUAGGACUAAGAGAAGAGCAUGCUCGGCCCGGUUGGCUUUGAACACCGAUACCGGUCUAGUAGCUAGAUGAGAUAGUUCAGUAGCAAUGUGCACAGUUCCUUUGGUAUGGGAGGUUGUGACGAGUGUGGCCACCUAAGAAGAUUGACGCAUACGGAGGUUCUUUUGCCGAGUAGUUCCAUGAAAGUAGGGUCUAGCCGAGCCCCCUUGCUCGCAUACGUCGUUGACAUGGCACCUUAUUAGGUUGCUCAGACAUAAAACUCAAUUGGCCGGGGGUUAGAUUAUAUUUUGCCAUGGCGAUUAUGAGGCUGUCCAGGGCUGCGUUGUUCGCCACGAAGUUAAUGGGCCGACGGACGACUCGUCGCCGAGUAUCUCCCGAUCUGAGACCAUAGCUUGCCUAACCUACGGCCGUGGGUCUCUUGUACAGUUUCAGGUUAUGAGGAUUUGAGCGGCGCUUAAUAGCGAAAUUGUCGUACGCCGGAGAUCCGUCAAGGACUCUUGAUAGUAAGGUUGUCUGUCGUAUCGCAGCAGUUUGUGGAGAAGGCGUGUGUGUAUGCCCAAUCUUUGUAGGGCGGUGUGCAGAAUGGCGACCAUGACUCCGCAGCAGCUGGUUGCACGAAAUGUAUUUAUCAGGGGACCUCACUGCUUCAAAGCCAUAAGGGCACCUGUUUGUCGUCGGGCAGUUGUCAGGGCAUUCGCCAGUGCAGCCCUACAAGAGGCUCCCGCUGCCGCUGUUACAACAGCUAAACCUCAACAGGUUCGCGUCCGCUUCGCCCCAUCACCCACCGGCAACCUCCAUGUCGGAGGCGCACGGACGGCCUUGUUUAACUGGCUGUAUGCGCGGAAGACGGGGGGCAAGUUCAUCUUGCGCGUUGAGGACACCGACACCGCCCGCUCCACGCGCGCCUCCGAGGAGGCCAUGGUGCGCGACCUCAAGUGGCUGGGACUGGACUGGGACGAAGGCCCCGACGUGGGCGGCCCCUGCGGCCCCUACCGCCAGUCCGAGCGGCUGUCCAUCUACAAGGCGCAGGUGGACCGGCUGGUGGCGGCGGGGAAGGCCUACCCCUGCUUCUGCACGGACGAGGAGCUGGAAGCGAUGAAGCAGGAGGCGGUGGCCAAGAAGCUGCCGCCCAUCUACCGCGGCAAGUGGGCGAGCGCCAGUGCGGAGGAGGUGGCGGAGGCGGUGGCGAAGGGACUGCCGUACUGCUACCGCUUCCGGGUGCCGCAGAACCAGCUGGUCCGCAUCCAGGACCUCAUCCGUGGCGAGGUGAGCUGGAGCACCGACACGCUGGGCGACUUCGUGGUGCUGCGCUCCAACGGCAUGCCCGUGUACAACUUCUGUGUGGCGGUCGACGACGCGCUCAUGGGAAUCACACACGUGCUGCGCGCCGAGGAGCACCUGCCCAACACGCUGCGCCAGAUGCUCAUCUACCAGGCGCUCGGAUUCCCCGUGCCGCAGUUCGGCCACGUCUCCCUCAUCCUGGCGCCCGACAAGAGCAAGCUGUCCAAGCGCCACGGCGCCACCAGUGUGGGUGAGUUCCGGUCGCAGGGCUACCUGUCCGCCGCCAUGGUCAACUUCCUGUCGCUGCUGGGGUGGAACGACGGCAGCGAGCAGGAGAUCUUCAGCGUGGAGGAGCUGAGCGACAAGUUCAGCCUCGACCGCAUCACAAAGAGCGCAGCGGUGUUUGACAAGGUGAAGCUGGGCUGGAUGAACGGUCAGCACCUGCGCUCCCUUCCCGAGCCGCAGUUCACCUCCAUGGCCACCGGCCACCUGGUGAGCUGCGGGCUGCUGGCGGCGGCAGACACCCCCUUCGCGGCGGCGGCGGUCAAGCUGGUCAGCAAGAGCAUGGAGCUGGUGACCGACUGCGAGGCGGAGGUGCGGCGGCUGCUGGGCUACCCGCUGGCCGACACCCUGGCGGCGGCGGAGGCGGCGGCGGUGGUGGCGGACGGGUUCGCGCAGGUGGCGGAGGCGGUGGUGGCGGCGCACGACAGCGGGGAGCUGGCGGCGGCGCUGGCGGGGGGUCACGAGGGGUACAAGACCUGGGUCAACGCCGUGGGUAAGGCCCAGAAGCGCAAGGGCAAGCGGCUGUACAUGCCCAUGCGCAUCGCCUUCACGGGCCGCAUGGCGGGGCCCGACGUGGGCGAGCAGCUGGAGGUGCUGGCGCGGCUGACCGGCCCGCAGGAGGUGGCGGAGCAGGGCGCGUACGUGCCGCUGGGGGAGCGGGUGGAGCAGCUGAGGGCCUGGCUGCAGCAGCAGCAGCAGGCGUGAAGAGGAGGAGGAGCAGUGGCAGGCGGUGUUAGUGGGUAGCGCUGUGUAAUGGGACGGAGCUGGGGGUAGCGGUAGAUGGGGUCGUGAGCAGCAGACGGAAGAGGCCUUAGUGAGGCAAACAGAUGGGUGUAUUGUUGCCUGCGUGCACUUGAGAUGGGUGAGCUUGAGGGGUACCGUCGGAGUUUUGUGCACAUGAGGGAAAGAGAUUGCGCAAGCGGCGGCUGCAGACUGGUGACCUUGAGGGCCUUGCAGGGGCUGACAGACUGCAGCGGCCCAGAGCCGGGGGUGCGGACCUGGCGCCGGGUGCGUUGGGGCAGCAGCUGUUGGAGGCCAUCCGGGGGGAGUGGGGAGAGGCUAGCAGCUAGGCAUACCACUAGCUUGGACUAUGCUUGGACUUUGCAGGGUGUUCCCACGGAAGGGACAGCGCUGCACGCUUUAUGGUCGUUUGUCAUCCUCCUGAAGAGCGGACUGGCAUCUCGUCUACCGGAUUAGUAAAAAGGCCUGUCAUUCCCGCACCUGGGUACGGGUGUCUGCAUGCCUGCAGUGUGCCUGCCUGUCUGAGCUUGCAACACCCUUCCACGCCGCUUCA